CAGUACCCGACCUACCACCUGCAGGAAUAACAGCAAACGUUUCAUCUCCUACCUCAAUCACAGUGAGCUGGAAACCAGUCCCUCAGGGUUAUGAGAACGGCGUGGUACUGGGGUACAGAGUUCUGUUUGCUGCCGCAGCUAAGCCUAACGCAAAACAUAACUUUACCGUACAUUUCAAUAUCUCUGCUCUCGAAGGAUAUGGUUUGAUGAGGUUUACUAAUUAUUGUGUGCAAGCUUUGGCUUUCACGAAAUAUGGUGAUGGGAAAAUGAGUGACUGUCUGUACGUUUUGACUAAUAUGGGUGUACCAUCACUGGCUCCUUCCAAUCUCUCCUUCUUCAUCUCCGAUGGUAGCACUGUCAAUUUAUCUUGGCACUUAGUACCGGAAAGAGAAGAGGAGGUCCCGAUUGUAGGAUACGCAAUAUUUAUGAGCGGUUCUGAUAGUGGCGCCAUCAAGUUUGUAGCUCCAUGUGCCUCGUCUCUUCUGCUAAAGAAUGUUAGCUUCUCCGACGACACAUGCAUCCAAAUGGCUGCGUUAAGCAUAGAUGGAUCUGGCAUUUUAAGUGAUUGUGCAACUGGUUCAUGGAGAGGUAAGAGAAAAAUCCCAGUUUGGACUUAUACUACAAAGACAAUGAGUUCAUCUUCGAUUCAACUCAACCUGCGGAACGACACAGAAAAACAAACAAAUGGACCAUUGGAAGGUUAUUACAUCAAUUAUCAUGCUGUCAGAAGAGGAGGUGAACCAGUUCCUGACUUACUUUCAGAGCCAAAUCAUACGAUGACUGUCUGUGCUAGUGCUACGACAGUGAUUCUCACUGGCCUAACGAUUUACACCACGUAUAAGAUUGAGGUGGCCUUGAUAACAUCCAAGGGCACGGGAAAGUUCAGCGAGCCCUUAUACGCAGAGACUUGUCGAUGCAACGAGAACUUGAGUAUCUCCAUUGUUCCAAACUCCUUAGACACAUUAGGAACGGUCUCUCUCAGUCGAGUCAUCCGUGAUCUGGUAAACAGCACGUGUGGCAGAUGCGAUGCGUACAGGCACAACUAUUUGUCAUCUUCUAACAUCACACGGGAAGGCCAAAUUUCCUUUCCAGUGACAAGGACCCAGGCUAUUGGUGACACGGCCUAUAGCAAGUUUGUUCCAGUGAUAUCUGUACCUGGGUUUGUUGUUGUUAAAAGAAGAAACUCUCCCAUUCCUACACUUACAAAACUUCUAACAAACUCUAUCUUUGAGUCUUGGCCUGUUUGUGUAUUGGCUUUGCUGACGUCUCUUUUAGCGGGGAUAAUCAUUUGGAUUUUGGUAAGAUUCUUCAGUCUCACUGUUUAA
Molecule: messenger RNA, 1325 nt
Organism: Pocillopora damicornis (cauliflower coral)
Lineage: Eukaryota; Metazoa; Cnidaria; Anthozoa; Scleractinia; Pocilloporidae
Biological process (GO): cytokine-mediated signaling pathway
Cellular component (GO): signaling receptor complex; external side of plasma membrane
Molecular function (GO): cytokine receptor activity; cytokine binding
Source: RefSeq, a predicted model, not a curated record